CUGGGCUUUCAGUACCAACAUACAAAUAGCAGAUUUUAUAAAAUACUAAAAUAUGAAGUAAUCUGAGCGAAACACUGGAUUCUGGCGAAAUCCACAAGGCGACGCCAUUAAAUAAAAAGAAGAAGGAGAAGAAAAAAUACUACUCUUUUGAUUACAAAUUAACCUUGCAUCCUAUUGCUAAUAACCUGUCGCAAAUCCUAUCCUUUUUCCUACUAGUAGUAUUAUAAUAAACCUUUUUCCUACUAUCGUUUCACUACCUUUGACACUAGCAAAUACACAAACCGUGUGAUGCCAAAACAAAAAAAAAAAUACAAAUGUUCUACAGAACCACCCCUAAAGUAACUUAUAUAGUAGGGUACCACCAUACGUAGUAUCUCUUAUUCGUCUGUGGUACCACCUACAGAACGGUCCACUAACUGGAAUGAGAAUUUUGUUUAGUUAAGCUAUACCUACUAAAAAAUAUAGUUUAUAACAAUUUUGGCAGUCAUGUUUUUUUUUUAGUUUAGAUUGGAGUGAGGUUUGGGGUAAAAUCAUAACGGUAGCUGGCGACACUUAUUACAAAAGUCAUGUUGUUUUCAGUUUUACUUUUCUCAUCUUUCAGUGAGCGUUAUUCAAGGAAUCCUAAAUAAAUAUAAUUUAUUUCGAGUUUUUGAUAAAAUGUUCAGUGCAAGUGUUUGUUUGUACUAUAGGCUCAUACAACGGAGGCGGUACAGCUUAUAUAAAUAAUUUCAGUUCAUACACAGUUGCGUUUCAUAUGAAGAAUUUAUUUAUAAGAAUUACCUUUUAACUAAAAGAAAGAUAUCGAAUAAUGAGUCAACAUAAGUUUUGGAGAGGAAUAGAACCGUUGAACAUAUGUUCGUCACAACAAGUACCUGAAAAAAUUGUGAAACUUUGUUCAUUAGGCACAUCCUUCAUUGUAUUAGGAAAUGACCAUGGUCUAUAUGCCUGUGACAUUGAAGAUCAUCUUGUUUUUAAAAAAAUAGGUGGUAUUUCCGCGAUAGACAUAUCAUAUCACAAUAAUAUCUUAUAUGUUAUUGAUGUACAUGGACGUCUAUAUAAGACUAAUGCUGGUUUUAAAAAUAAAGAAGAGAUUGUUGUCAGAGAAGAUUCGAAGUGUUGUCCCCAUGGUUUUAAAAGUUCAAGUUGUAAAGUGAGGUUUAGAAAUGUUGUGUCAAGUGAUUUUGGCCAAUUGUUUAUUAGUAGUGAUGGACAGCUGUGGGGUUGUGGGUUGAUGCCUCAAAUUGGUUUAGAAAGUAAUCAUAUAAAAAAAGUUUUAUUUUUUGAAGGUAGAACAGUAUAUAGUGCUUCAAUUGGGCAAAAUUUUGCUGCAGUAAUAGCAAGAAAAAAUGUAAAACGUUCAGGAAACUGUGACACAGACAGUGACAAUGAUGAUGAAGAAGUGUUUGCAUCAAAUUGCUCUCAAUGCCAAACAAUAAUAGGCCUAGCUUCCCCUGCAUCUGUGCCGUCCCUAUCUGAAACUUGUCCCUUAGGUGUACAAAUUAGUAAAUCUAGUGAAGAUUCCAGUAGUACCACCGCACCUCAAACUGAUGUACAUGUUGAUGCCCAUAGCUUUACAGAAGAUUCCAGUCCUUCCUCAGAAGAAUCAAAAAUAGCUAAAAAUAUUGCUUCUCAGAAAGUUAAUGCUCUUGAUGAAGAUAUAACAUCAGAAGCUAAAUCACAGGAUAAUGAAAACACUGAAAAAGAGAGUGACAUUCCAAAUGCAAAUACAGAAAAAGUUAAUAAUAUAUUCAUUAACACAGAUGCUGCAAGACAGUUUUUAAGUAGACAGCUAUCUUGGGUGUCAGCCGGUGAAGACUAUUUAGUUGAAUACACAGAAAAACCUACAAGAAUAAUUAAAGAAAAUGUAUCUAAUCUAACAAACCUUGUCUAUGAAGGAGUAAAGACAGUAGGGGAUAAGGUGGCAACUCUAUCACGACAUGUAAGUGGAAGCAGUGAUAAUAAUGAGAUUGUAGAACUUCAGAUGAGAAAUCAUCUUGAUGAAUUCAACUCGCUCAUGUACAGUUGCACAUCUAAUUGCAAUUUAGAAGAUUUACAAUUCUCAACUAGUACUAUUAGUAGUGAAAAAGAGUUUGAAGCAGCUAGAAAGAAGGAAAACCUUAAAAACAUGUCUAAACUUGGUAAAAACAUAUUGGCAACUGAACUCUGGACUUGGGGGGACAUAUCAUAUGGGCAGUUAGGCAUAGGUGAUACUGUCAAAAGAUUAAAACCAAUGGUAGUCAUGAGUUUAUCAGGCUUUGGUUUACAAAAAGUUUCAUGUGGUAAAUGGCACUCUUCAGCACUUACUUUAGAUGGAAGACUUUUCCUGUGGGGUUACAACCAUUUCCAUCAGGUUAGUUUUGACUCUAGAGAUGAUAAGAGUGGUCCUAAGCAGUUUACAGAAAAUUCUGACAGUGACAGAGUGAGGGACAUGAUAGCGACUGAUCACCACACCCUUGCUUACACACAUAAUGAAAACAUUUUUUACAUGGGUAAACAUACAGAAGGUUACACUGAAUCUAUUGUGAAUUUAAACAAGAAAGAAGACUCUGAGGCUUUUGAAAAUGGUAAAGAUGAAAAUGUGAAAACAGUUGAACAUGAAACUUAUGUUAAUAAAUCACAACAAAAUAUGUGUUACCAUUGGAGAAUAUUGUCUUCUGGUAAUAUUAGCUAUUGCUCCCUUGAAGAAUCCAUAACUUGUCCAGAGUUUCAGGAUCUUUCUAUUGCUCAAAGGUAUCUUGAAGAGAUGCUGUUAAUAUAUCAUUUUUUAAUCAAACCUUUUCUGAAGAAAAGUAAAAUAAUAACUUCACAUUCCAUCAUAUAUGAAACUGUUUGUGAUAUUUUUAGUGACAUAUUAAACACUACUGCUCUGAAUGUGCUCUCAAUGUGGCAAUAUGCAGAGAAGCAUAUAAACGAAUGUGAUAUUUCUUUAAUUAAAAAUUUAGAAGAAUAUAUUUAUUUAUAUAGAAAGUAUUAUAUAGCUAUAAGCAAUUUAAUAGUUAUUGGUGGUUUUUCUCACAUCAACAAUGUAGUUGAAGUACCAACAAGCAUCUAUAACUUGUUCAGUGAUCAACUACCUUCGAACAAACAAAAAAAUAAUAAGAAAACAUCAGAAGCCAUAGUUGCUCUAGCUUUUGUGCAACCGUUGACAAGAUUAAGUUCCUACAAGUGUAUUGCUCAGUCAUUGUUGAGAUACAAGUCGAAAAAAAAUACAAUUGAUACAAAAGCAAAUAUUGAUGACAGAUUGAAUAAGGUAAUUUCAUCUCUGGAUUCAUUAAUAGAGGAACAAGAAAAAAAACGAAAGGAGGCAGAUCUAACAAAACUCUUUUGGGAGACUUUAGGAAAAGGUUUGGAGCAAUACAGAACUCCAGAGAGGAGAUUGGUUAGAGAGUCAAAAUCUCGCCCCCUCAAUUUGGUGAAUCCUGGUAGAUUUUCAUCACAUUGGUUUAUUUUAUUCAAUGAUUUAUUUUUACAUGUUAUUGGCAGCACACCUUAUGCUCACCCACUAGACACUCUAUGGGUAGAACCAAUUUCUAACACUGAUUCUAUAUUAAAUGCUAUACAACUAACAUUUCCUGAAGAAAUUAUAUCUGUUACUACAAAUAGUGAGCAUGAGAAAACAGAAUGGGUUCAUUCAUUAAACACAUCUAUCCGAUCUGUAUUAAAUAAAGAUUCUAUAUUCAAACCACCCGCAGCAAGGACUGCAAGUUACACAUUUUCAAAUAAAAAUGCCUUUUUUAAAGAAGCUAAAUACAAUGGUCGAUGGUUGGAUGGAAAAAUUCAUGGCCAUGGUAAAAUAGAAUGGCCUGAUGGUAAAUUGUAUGUGGGACAAUUUCAACUAAAUGCUCUUUGUGGACAUGGAAAGAUGGAGAUUCCAGGAAUAGGUAUAUACGAUGGUCAGUGGAAAGACAAUCUUCAGAACGGGUAUGGCAUAUUAAAGUAUACCUCAGGCGACGUGUACGAAGGAUACUUCAAAGACGGGCAGCCUCACGGCCACGGUAUCAAGAAGCAAGGGGACUUUACCUCUUCAUCUGCCACUAUUUACACAGGAGAAUGGACGAACGGUGUGAAACACGGUUAUGGUGUUAUGGACGAUAUAGACAAGGGCGAGAAAUAUUUGGGCAAUUGGAGUGAUAACAAGAAGCAUGGCUGCGGCCUUAUCGUGACAUUGGACGGUAUUUAUUAUGAAGGAUUAUUCAUGCAGGAUGUGUUAACGGGCCAUGGAGUAAUGGUGUUUGAAGAUGGUACCCAUUAUGAAGGGGAAUUCCGAGCUGCGGGAGUAUUCUCCGGCAAAGGGGUACUUACAUUCUCCAGCGGUGAUAAAAUUGAAGGUUCCCUGAGCGGGGCAUGGACGGAAGGCGUUAAGAUAUCGAACGCCACGAUGCAACUGAACGUGUCUAACCCAGCACUGCCGUCCAAUUCAAAACCUAAGUACGUUAGUUAUAAGAAUGAAAAUAUCCAAUUCAAGGAUUAGAAUGAUUGUUAAUUAUGGGAUUGCUACCAUGCACUCUUAAGUUUAUCGAGUUCCAGGUAAUUUCGAUGGUGUUGCCAACGCCAUGAUCAUUUAGUAAGUUUUUCCGGGUGGGUUUUAUUGGCAGAUAUAUCGAUCUAACCUUCUUUCUAGUCCUCUUACGUUCGAUACCCGUGUACCACUGUAUACCGGCAGAUACAGUGGGUUAACUUUGUCACCUCUAACUCGCACCAACCCUGCGAUUCUAUAAAAUCCAAACCAGAAUUCGAAUUCACUCAGAUGUCCGAAUUGACUUUAAAAAGCUGCAUCAGCUCAACCUUGAAUUAAUAAUAACGUUUCAUGGCAUAAGUAAAGUGAGUUUAGAAAUGACAUAGGAAUAGAAUAAUCUGGGACACGUAUAUUCAAUCAAUUUUAGUUUUGUAUUUUUAUACAAAAUAUGGAAACAGUAGAAUUUCUACAUUAAGUGACAACAAUUCGGACACAUGACUAAAUUCUAAUUUGGGUCUGGAUUUUUACAGAAUCGCAGGGAUGUUCUAGAUAUAAAACUCACUGUAUCGGAUCGCGAAACGACAUUUUUAAUUUUUUUUUCUGGUUUUAAAUAUCAGGAGCUGCAUCAUAAGGUAGAUGGUGGCUAUAACAGAUAGGUAGUAGUUAUAGGAGUUGGAAGAAAAGAAAGGGCUCAAAGUCAAGGAAAUAAUAUAAUAUAGAUAAUAAUUAAAAUAUAUACAAACUAAAAUACGCAGCUCAUUUUCAUGACAGCAGCAAGAACAAUGAAAAAAGGAAAAUA
Diatraea saccharalis (sugarcane borer) is the source of this 5255-nucleotide messenger RNA. The record is from the annotation of a GenBank genome assembly. NCBI's taxonomy places the organism in Eukaryota, Metazoa, Arthropoda, Insecta, Lepidoptera, Crambidae.